GCCAACUCGGGCUAUCGUGGCCGUUGCUGCUCUUCUCCGUCUUCCCCCCUUUCCAUCUUGCGCCGAGGUGCGUCAGCUUAUGGGUAAGGCAAAGGGUAAUUCGACACGUGCCACGCAGCUAAGUCUUGUAACCGGGCAGGCAGGUUGGAUGAUUAUAAGGGAAGGCGAGCAAGAAGGCACGGAUAGAUGCUCUCGCGGACCGACAAUCGCCUCACCCUUGCCUACCCGCCGGUGCCCAUCAGCUCUGGUGAUAGAACGUGCCCUUUCUUCUUGAUUCUAUUCUUGAACUCCUGCGUAUUAUCUGCGGGGCGAGAGCGAGGAAGAUACACACAGAGAAAUAUUCAGCAGGAAAGCCGGUGCGACACCAUCCGCGAGUCCAGCUCCGGGGCGAUCGUGCGCUUGCCCCCGCGCCGCCCAGACCUGCUCCCUUACCCGGAGGAGCUGCCGUCGUUCGGACCGCCGCCGGGAAGCCCGAGAAGCGCCAACCCAAGCUUACUCGCUUGGAAGCGAGCUGGAAAGCGACCGGGGGAACGUCGAUGAUGACAGCAUCUUGCCCGGCGCCGAGCGGUUCGUUUUCUUCCCCACGGGUGGUCCUACCACGGCCGACGAGCUAGACGUCGAAGCCGGCGAGCGCACAAUCUUUAUGGGAGCUGCUUCCAAUAACGAAGGCGGUGCGGCGA
Molecule: messenger RNA, 680 nt
Organism: Durotheca rogersii
Lineage: Eukaryota; Fungi; Ascomycota; Sordariomycetes; Xylariales; Xylariaceae
Exons: 1
Coding region: 187-540 (117 amino acids)
Source: RefSeq, a predicted model, not a curated record